This is a messenger RNA of Trypanosoma cruzi, 203 nucleotides long. RefSeq names its product trans-sialidase, putative. The annotation marks the transcript as partial. The transcript has a single exon. The record is from RefSeq and is a predicted model, not a curated record. NCBI's taxonomy places the organism in Eukaryota, Euglenozoa, Kinetoplastea, Trypanosomatida, Trypanosomatidae.
ACAACCGCCCGUUGGAUGAAGCAGUGAUUGGCGUACUCAACCCAAACAAAAUUUCUACUUCAAGGACACUGGUGGCAGGAGCAACGGGUGAAGGUACCGCUCGUCCCGAUAAAGCACAUGGUGAUGGCAGCACUGAUUGCGGAAGCGGACUGUUGCCACCGCUGCUCCUUCUGUUGGGACUGUGGGGGUUUGCGGCUCUGUGA